GCCAUCUAAAGUUUGGGCUAACAUUUGCGAUGGUUUCUUUACCCUUUACUACAUUUCCCAGCAUGCCGGGGGAGGUGAGCUCCAGAACGGACGUCCCACUUCCAUUCCCACAUCCAAUGUCAGGCCGCCCAAAAUGGCGAGAGAGGCUACGGGGACGCGCUGAGCAGCGGAGGCGAGCGUGCAGAGCCUCUGCGGCCCUCACAGUCUGGAACCCGGCGGGACCUGCCGCCAGGAACAUGCACUUUUCUAUUCCUGAAACCGAGUCCCGCAGCGGGGACAGCGGGGGCUCCGCCUACGUGGCCUAUAACAUUCAUGUGAAUGGAGUCUUGCACUGUCGGCUCCGGAAGGAGUAUGGGGCCAAUGUGCUUCCUGCAUUCCCCCCAAAGAAGCUUUUCUCUCUGACACCUGCUGAGGUAGAACAGAGGAGGGAGCAGUUAGAGAAGUACAUGCAAGCUGUUCGGCAAGACCCAUUGCUUGGAAGCAGUGAGACCUUCAAUAGUUUCCUGCGUAGAGCACAGCAGGAGACACAGCAGGUCCCCACAGAAGAAGUCUCCUUGGAAGUGCUGCUUAGCAACGGGCAGAAAGUUCUGGUUAAUGUGCUAACUUCAGAUCAAACUGAAGAUGUCUUAGAGGCCGUGGCUGCAAAGUUGGAUCUUCCAGAUGACUUGAUUGGAUACUUUAGUCUCUUUCUAGUUCGAGAAAAAGAGGAUGGAGCAUUUUCUUUUGUGCGGAAAUUGCAAGAUUUUGAGCUGCCUUAUGUGUCUGUUACCAGUCUACGGAGUCAAGAGUAUAAGAUUGUGUUAAGGAAAAGUUAUUGGGACUCUGCCUAUGAUGACGAUGUCAUGGAGAACCGGGUUGGCCUGAACCUGCUUUAUGCUCAGACGGUGUCAGAUAUUGAGCGUGGGUGGAUCCUGGUCACCAAGGAACAGCACCGGCAGCUCAAGUCUCUGCAAGAGAAGGUCUCCAAGAAAGAGUUUCUGCGGCUGGCACAGACACUGCGGCACUAUGGCUACUUGCGCUUUGAUGCCUGUGUGGCUGACUUUCCAGAGAAGGACUGUCCAGUGGUCGUGAGUGCAGGCAACAGUGAGCUCAGCCUCCAGCUCCGCCUGCCUGGCCAGCAACUCCGUGAAGGUUCCUUCCGGGUCACCCGCAUGCGGUGCUGGCGGGUUACAUCUUCUGUGCCACUUCCCAGUGGAGGCACAAGCAGCCCGGGCCGGGGCCGGGGUGAAGUGCGCCUGGAACUGGCUUUCGAAUACCUCAUGAGCAAGGACCGACUACAGUGGGUCACCAUCACCAGCCCGCAGGCUAUCAUGAUGAGCAUAUGCUUGCAGUCCAUGGUAGAUGAACUGAUGGUGAAGAAAUCUGGUGGCAGCAUUAGAAAGAUGCUACGCCGGCGGGUGGGGGGCACCCUGAAGCGCUCAGAUAGUCAGCAAGCAGUGAAGUCCCCGCCACUGCUUGAGUCCCCUGAUGCCAGCCGGGAGUCCAUGGUCAAACUCUCAAGCAAGCUGAGUGCCGUGAGCUUACGAGGGAUUGGCAGUCCCAGCACAGAUGCCAGUGCCAGUGAUGUCCAUGGCAAUUUCGCCUUCGAGGGCAUUGGGGAUGAGGAUCUGUAAUCUCCACUGCUUGAAUGCUUGCCCUCUACCCAGAGGAAUACACAGAAACUUGCCCUGUGCCUGUGUCCCCCCAAACUGGGGGUCUUUUCCUUCCUAGUGUUCCCUUUUCUCCCCUCGGCCAGGGGCCUCCUAACCUACCUUCUCCCCUACCCCCCACCCCAACCCCCAGGGCUGGCUGCACAAAGGAUUGCCCCCUUUCUUUUUUCCAAGCUGGCCCUCAAUGCCAAAUUAGCAUUUAGUAUUUUGCACAAAGUCCAAGGGACCAUGGCUGCCUGCCUUGGGGAGGAACUAAGCUCUCCCUGGCUGCUUCUGACUCUUGGGGCCAUGAGCCAAGGGGAUGGGCAGAGGUCUAUGUAUGGUUUGGCCCAGCUCCCCAUUAUUAAACUCAGCCUGAUUGCUGCCUGCCUCUCACUGGUUCCCUCACUGCCUCCGCUCCCUGACCACAGCAGGGACUGCUAUGCUAAGGGGGAGGCUGAGCUGUGUCUGGCAGUGCUAACUCAGCGUAGACGUGGCUUUGUUAGUGUUUCCUUUAUUAUAAAGCAUUGAAAUAAGUUAAAUAAACAGAUGGGAGGCUGAGCAGUUCCCCCAGCCAGUCCCUCCACAGCCCCUGGAAGCAGUGCCCUUCUCACUGAGCUCAUGAAGUGCAUCAGUCAAGGCAAGGCCCCUGGUCCAUAUGGGCCCCCUGUCCAUGGGGUUUGGGCUGGUCCAUAUAGUGCCUAAGUUAGUCUGUCUGGAGCCCCUGGCCAGCGGGGGGAUAAAGGAGGUGGCGGCUUCUGGUCAGUCUGUAUAAAAGAUACAUGAGGA
Orycteropus afer afer is the source of this 2417-nucleotide messenger RNA. Lineage: Eukaryota; Metazoa; Chordata; Mammalia; Tubulidentata; Orycteropodidae. The record is from RefSeq and is a predicted model, not a curated record.